Messenger RNA from Mus musculus (house mouse), 2101 nucleotides. RefSeq names its product pregnancy-specific beta-1-glycoprotein 20 (gene Psg20). NCBI's taxonomy places the organism in Eukaryota, Metazoa, Chordata, Mammalia, Rodentia, Muridae. Bases 302 to 1720 code for a protein of 472 amino acids. The transcript is spliced from 5 exons. The record is from RefSeq and is a predicted model, not a curated record.
UUGGAUGAGUCAUUGUUCUCUGAGGAUAUGUCCAUGUUUGUCAGCCUUGUUGUUCAAGGUCUUGUUGGAGAAGAAACAUAAAGAGAGAAAAUGUGAGAAAGAUGAGGUGCAGUACUGAGAGUGGAAGUGACUGAGCAGUGCCCUGGACACAGACCCCACCACCCACAGCUCAUAGGAUUCUGGGAAGUGCUCCUGCCUGAGAGAACACUCAGCUCAGAAGGAGGAAGGACAGCAGAGGCCAGGUGCCUUGCAGGAGCUGAAGGUCUUCUCCUAGAGAAAGGCCAGUACAGUGAGAAGGGAUAUGGAGGUGUCCUCUGAGCUUCUUCUCAGCAAUGGGUGUACCUCCAGGCAGAGGGUUCUGCUCACAGCCUCCCUCUUUACCUGCUGGCUUCUGUCCACCACUGCCAAGGUCACUAUCCAUUCACCGCUCCAAGUGGUUGAAGGACAAAACGUUUUUCUACGAGUUGACAAUCUGCCAGAGGAUCUUCUAGCUUUUGCCUGGUACAGAGGACUGAGAAAUUGGAGGGUCGCAAUUGCACUGCAUUUAGUGGAGUAUAAUGCAAGUAUGACAGGGCCUGAGCACAGUGAUAGAGAGAUAUUGCACAGCAACGGGUCCCUGUGGAUCCAAAAUGUCACCCAGGAGGACACAGGAUAUUAUACUCUUCAAACCAUAAGUAAACAUGGAAAACUGGUAUCAAAUACAUCCACAUUUCUUCAGGUGUACUCCGCUCUUUUCACCUGUGGGCGUCCUACCUCCCCUGCCAAGCUCACUAUUGAAUCAGUGCCGCCCAGAGUUGCUGAAGGGGGAAGCGUUCUUCUCCUUGUCCACAAUCUUCCAGAGUAUUCUCAAUUAUUUUCCUGGUACAAAGGCUUGACUUUGUUUAAUGAGGUUGAGAUUGCUGAAUACAAAAUAGCCAAGAAUUUAAGCGAUCCAGGCCCUGCCCACAGCGGUAGAGAGAUAGUGUUCAGCAAUGGAUCCCUGCUGCUCCAGAAUGUCACCUGGAAAGACACUGGAUUCUACACCCUACAAACUGUGAAUGGAUUUCGGGAAAUGGAAUUAGCACACAUUUACCUUCGGGUGGACACCCCGUGCUGUGACCCUCCUGACUCUGCCCGACUCAGGAUUGAUCCAGUGACAUGUCAUGCUGCUGAAGGGGGAAGUGUUCUUCUCCAGGUCCAUAAUCUGCCAGAAGAUGUGCAAACCUUUUCCUGGUACAAAGGUGUGGAUAGCACUCCAUACUUUAGAAUUGUAGAAUACAGCAAAGCGAUGAAGUCCAUUUUCAGUGGCUACGCACACAGCAGAAGAGAGACAGGGUACACUAAUGGAUCCCUGCUGCUCCAGGAUGUGACUGAGAAAGACACUGGCUUCUACACACUAUUAACAAUAGACAGCCAUGUGAAAGUUGAAACAGUGCAUGCACAAGUCAACGUCCACAAGCUUGUGACACAGCCUGUUGUGAGAGUCACGGACAGCACAGUUAGAGUACAGAGCUCAGUGGUCUUCACUUGCUUCUCAGACAACACUGGGGUCUCCAUCCGUUGGCUCUUCAACAAUCAGAGUCUUCAGCUCACAGAGAGGAUGACCCUGUCCCCGUCAAAGUGCCAACUCAGGAUACAUACUGUGAGGAAGGAGGAUGCUGGAGAGUACCAAUGUGAGGCCUUCAACCCAGUCAGCUCAAAGACCAGUCUCCCAGUCAGCCUGGCCGUGAUGAAUGAGUGACCCCUCCUCUCAUGCUAUAUCAGGGUGGGGACAUUUCUGUAUUGAGAUGUCCACACCUACCCACCCCUGCCAGUUACAGAUUUCAAUUCAUUUGAAUGGCCAGUUGGCCAUCUCUCCCAUCCCUCCCCACACCUGAUCCUGAAUCCCUCCAUUUUCUCCCAUAUGCCCUCUCCUACCCAGUUCCCUCCCUCCAUAUGCCUCCUCCUACUAUUUUCUCCCCUUCUAUGUGAGAUUCAAGCAUCCCUCUUUGGGCUUCCAACUUUUUAGUUUCUUUGGGUCAGUGUAAAGUAGUGUGUGUAUCUUGUAUUUUAUGACUAAUAUCCACUUAUACGUGAGUACAUAUCAUGCAUGCCAUUUUGAGACUGGGUUACCUUACUCAGG